Nematostella vectensis (starlet sea anemone) is the source of this 2359-nucleotide messenger RNA. RefSeq lists its product as uncharacterized. The record is from RefSeq and is a predicted model, not a curated record. NCBI's taxonomy places the organism in Eukaryota, Metazoa, Cnidaria, Anthozoa, Actiniaria, Edwardsiidae. Gene Ontology annotation, molecular function: 2-oxoglutarate-dependent dioxygenase activity. The transcript is spliced from 8 exons. Bases 208 to 1740 code for a protein of 510 amino acids.
ACCAAUACCCAAAGGUCACCAAGGAACAUCCAGACAAAUCAUUUCGUCGCAAAACGUGUUUUGUCACGUUUCGUAAAGUCAUUGUGUUGUGAUGCAUGGGAAUUAUGCACCUAAUACAGAAUUUACGUAGAUCUGCUUUCUUUUGACUCAGAACUCGAGUUCUUCGCAAAGUAUUUACAGUUUGUUUACCGGAAGUCGAAUACAGACAUGUUAUGGGAAGUAUACUGCGUUAUCUGGUGUGUAGUCAGGAUGGUUGUCAGUACAGAUACCUCUAGUCAUUUAACAGGUCACAUGGGAAAGUUUGGCACUCAGCGACCACCUGAACUAGAUACCCCUGAGCUUUAUGAUGUUCCACAUCCAAGGGAAUUCUGGGAAGAGUACGUCAAGCCUAGGAGGCCUGUUCUGUUUCGAGGUGCUGCAAAGCAUUCAAGAGCAUUCCAUCAUUGGACGGAAGACUAUCUGGCAUCAGAAUAUGGUGAUCUGGUGGUUAGACUUGAAGGUCGACAUGAAGAUGGUCAGCGCCUCCCUGCAGGUGGUGAGGGAAUCCUUGGACGAGACACCAUGGGCCACUUCAUUAGGAAUUACCAAACAAUGGAUGCCUAUGUUAUCUCUCAAAUACCCCAGCCUAUGGAAAAAGAUGUUAGUUUCCUACCAUGCUUAAGAUGUGGUUCAUUUCUAGACAGUGUCCAGGAAGUGCACUUGUUUAUGUCUGCCGGCGGUGGCAAGACCAUGAUUCACAGGGAUCCCUACAGUACAAUUCACUGCGUAUUCAAUGGAACCAAAGACUGGUGGUUGCUUGGUCAAAAUCAGACACACCUCGUGUACGAGUCAGAGGAAUCCAGUAAAGAACUUGGAGGGUUUUCAAUAGUUGAUGUCAAUGCCGUGGACCUGGAGAAAUUUCCCUCUAUAAGUGAUGUGAAGUAUUCAAGGAUUACUAUGAACAAAGGAGACUGCAUCUUUGUUCCUGGAGGAAUCUGGCAUCAUGUGCGUUCCAAUGGCUACAUGAACACUGCUGUAUCCAUAUGGUUUUCACGCCUCUACGAGUUUAGCGACAUGGGCUGUGACAAGGCAGAUAUAAAAUUCACACCCAUGGACAAGGUGCCUGUUCUCUGGCGCUUCUCUGGUCAUGGAGUCAUACCACACGGCCACAUGGACUUGCACUUUAUCAGGAAAUUAUUCCUGACUUCUGCGGACAGCGAAGGGAAGAUUAUCCUUCAUCCAUUUGUUGAGCACUUUUUCUCUACGACAGCGAAGACCAAGAAGGAUAUAUUGGACAAGGAUUUGAAAGAGAGAGGAAGGAAGCUCAUGCAGUAUUUGGACCCUGAUAAUAAAGGAUAUAUCUUGAAGGAAGAGAUAGAGGCUUUUUCUAUUGAAAAGAUGAAAGAAGUGCUCCUGUUCUUUGACCCUAUUGAUGUCAGCAAUAUGGAGGAUUUUGAGUAUAGUCACAUCAAUGCGGAGGAUAUCAUGUAUUCCUUGGAGAUGUGUCUACACAGCGAUGGUCAUUUUGAUGAGACGACAUUUAUCAACAACUAUACAGAGGAACUUGGGGGUACCGUAGGAAAGGCACGCGAGAUUAUCUUCAAUAUAAACCCAGGGAACGUGUCGAGCCUUAGCCGAGAGGAGCUGGGAAAGAGGGCACCCGUUGCGCUGCACAAGUACCUAAAAUCACUGAAGCACGACCCCUCCUUUGAGCACAAGAUGCUCGACCACCUGAGACGACAUUGGCGGGACGAACUUUAGCCACGAUCAGUACUCGGAAUAACGAAUCCUUCUCCCUGGCGUUCAUACCGGGUUUUCUGUCUUUUAGAUAAUCCGUGAGAAAGCGUGGGAUCUGGGACGAGCUUUGCUUUGGUUUGAUGUUAUCUUUAACCCACACCAGGAAAAACCGACCCGAACGCGAGGGAUUAGGUUUGAAGUAAUUGUCACUUAUGUCGGGAAUUUUGCUUGUGUGGGAAUAUAGAAAGAUCAGGUUGAGGAAACCAGCGAGACUCUCUUGAGUUUUUCGGUCAAGUAAAUGUAUCACAGGGAUCCAAAUUAAGCAAAAUUCUUGAUAGUUAGUUUGUCUUCCCAAGCGUCAAUAGGCCUGUCAUUGGGAGGGAGAUAUCAAGGGGUAUAUCCCAUGAUAUAUGAACUUUAUGCCUUGCGGCCUUGGAAAUAUAAAAAUAUAAUAUAUAAAAUUCUUCAGCACAAAUCGCUAUUUUCAAAAUGAUAACCAGGCUUCUUGUUCCUUAUUAAUAAUUUUCCAUUAUCGCUUACUCCAAGAAAUCUCCCGGAAAAAACCCGGGCUCUUUCUCUUUAAGCUAAGUGCGUGCGUCAUCGAGAUAUUUAAUUAUUUAAAUAAACACAAUUAAUUUAUCAA